Messenger RNA from Drosophila ananassae, 1809 nucleotides. Its product is annotated as otefin. The record is from RefSeq and is a predicted model, not a curated record. NCBI's taxonomy places the organism in Eukaryota, Metazoa, Arthropoda, Insecta, Diptera, Drosophilidae. The transcript has a single exon. Bases 180 to 1625 code for a protein of 481 amino acids.
CUCCAAUCUCCUGGUUGAAACUUAAAACGGUUCGAGUUCAUCUUAAUUUCAGUGUUGUAAAACUCUAUAUACCAUCUUAACGAUAGUUUGCCGCGCCCAUCUCUACUUCAGAACGCACCGCGAAAAAGCGACGCCAAUUUAAUUUCAACGAAUUGUGAAAAGUGCAAAAUAAGGAAACAAUGGCCGACGUGGACGAUCUGGAUACCCUAUCUAACGCUGAGCUGCGUGCAAAAAUGUUGGCUCAGGGCCUGCCCAACAUUCCGGUAACGGACAGCAGUCGCAAAAUAUUGGUGAAGCGUCUGCGCGCCUCGCUCGGCGGACAGGCGUCGCCGGCAGCCGGCACUGCAAGUCCCAAAAAGAGCAGCAGUCGUCGAGAGACCCUGGCUGCUUCUACGGCAGCACCUUCCGCAGCCUCCACGCCGGUAGACAAGCUGGAUGGAAGCAAGGUGGCCCCAGCCACGAAGGCACGCCGUACUAUCGCCGCCACGGAAGCGGCUAAGGAAGCUAAGGAAGUGGUGCCCAAGAAGGCAGUUGCUGCUGCUCCUCCAAUCCAGACACGCCGCAGUUCUACUACAUCUACCGGAUCCGAGAAAAGGGAGCCACAGCGUGUGGUUAAGAAGCCAGAAACCAUUGUCGAGGAGCCUGUGACCUCCAAUCGCACCAAUCAGCAUGAAAACACCCUGGAGAUCAAUUCGUUGAUUGUGCUGGAAUCCGACGACGAGGAGGAUGAGCAGCUGGCUCGAGCUGCUGAUUUAGUUGAGAAGAAAAUCGCCAAUAAGGAGAAGUCUAAGCAGAGCAGCGUAAACACAACUUACGAGAAGGUGUCCAAGGUGGAUCCACCACGUCGUCCAGCUUAUGAACCUUCUGUAGAGCCUCGCCGGCCAACUUAUGAAGCUCCUAUAGAGCCACGCCGGCCAACUUAUGAAGCUCCUAUAGAGCCACGCCGGCCAACUUAUGAAGCUCCUGUAGAGCCACGUCGUCCAGCUUUUGAAUCUUCUGUUGAGCCACGCCGGCCAGCUUUUGAAUCUUUAGAGCCUCGCCGGCCAACUUAUGAAGCUCCUGUAGAGCCUCGCCGGCCAACCUAUGAAUCUUCUCGGGACCUUCCACGUCGUCCCACCUAUGAAGCCUCGGCUGCUCCUGUUUUGAAUGCAGCUCCUUCGGGUCCAUCGGCCAGAUCCCAGACUAGUUCCUCCACAACGUACGACUACCUGAGUAGCCGCACCGGCCGUUACAGCAGCUAUGUGCGCACGCCGGUCCAAAGCUAUGUGACCGCAGAGGCACCUUCGCAGCCGGCCACAUCAAGCUACACACGCACCUACGCCAACGAGCUGAGCGAUGACACUGACGCAGUCGAGGAUGCCGAAUACGAGAGCACUUUUGCCCAGAAUCUGGCACGCUUGAAGGCAGAGCGCAUCGGAGACAGGAGCAGCCCGUACACCAGGCGCACGGUUGGGUCAGGCUAUGGCUCCUUGGCCAGGCGGUCGCUGCGUCAGGAGAACCAAAGCGUCGGUGCCGCUUUCAAACGCUCGUGGGCGAGCGUUGAUCAAAAAUAUAAGCUUAAGCAGAAGCUGUUUAUUGUCUUUGUCAUCCUAUUGCUAGUAGCUGUCUAUGCUUUGUUCUAUUAGGCCUGCGCGCCGGUUUCCAUUUUCCGAUUCUAUAGUAUUUACAUGUUGCAUUUUGUUUUGUAAACAGGCCCUCGAAUUGCGGGCAUUGUAUGAAUCGCUGUUUUGAUGUAAUUUGAAUCUGAGAUUGUUUAGAAUUUAAGCCAAGUGUGUUAAACGUGUUCUAAUAAAGCCCACUUGCAGGGAA